GGCCGAGGCCGGGAGGGGUCGGCUCCGGCCCGCAGAUGGACCGGGCAGGCGGCGGCCAGGAGCAUGGAGGCGCCCUGGGGGAGCAUCAACGUCGAGCGGGGCUGGUACGUCUCUGCCCAGGAGCCCGAAGAGGCGGAGGCAGAAGAGUCCAGCCCGUUGCUAAGCAACGAACGCCAUGGCCAGGGAUCUCGAGGUGUUUCCUUUGGUUUCUCUGUGUUUAAUUUGAUGAAUGCUAUCAUGGGAAGUGGCAUUCUUGGCUUAGCUUUUGUUAUGGCGAAUACUGGUAUCCUUGGAUUUAGUUGCUUGCUGCUGAUGGUUGCUCUCCUGGCUUCUUACUCCGUCCAUCUCCUGCUCAGUAUGUGCGUUCACACAGCUGUGACAUCUUACGAAGACCUUGGACUCUUUGUGUUUGGAUUGCCUGGAAAGGUGGUGGUGGCAGGCACCAUAAUAAUUCAGAACAUUGGAGCUAUGUCAUCUUAUCUUCUAAUUAUUAAAACUGAACUUCCUGCAGCUAUUUCAGAAUUUUUACCUGGAGACUACACUGGAUCUUGGUAUCUUGAUGGACAGACACUACUCUUAAUUAUUUGCACGGCCAUUGUGUUUCCUCUUGCGCUUCUUCCCAAAAUAGGCUUUCUUGGCUACACAAGUAGUUUAUCAUUUUUGUUUAUGGUGUUCUUUGCGCUUGUGGUGAUCAUUAAAAAAUGGUCCAUUCCUUGUCCUCUGACAUUAAAUUACAGAGAGGAAUAUUUCCAGAUUUCAAAUGCUACAGAUGACUGUAAACCAAAGCUCUUUCAUUUCUCCAAAGAGAGUGCUUAUGCCAUACCAACCAUGGCGUUUUCAUUUCUCUGUCACACCUCAGUAUUGCCCAUCUACUGUGAACUUCAAAGCCCUUCCAAGAAAAGGAUGCAGAAUGUAACCAAUAUGGCAGUUGCUUUAAGUUUUCUUAUCUACUUUGUAGCUGCCCUCUUUGGCUACCUGACUUUUUAUGACAAAGUGGAGUCAGAACUACUACGAGGUUAUAGCAAAUACUUGCCACAUGAUGUGGCUGUCAUGGCUGUGAAGUUGUGCAUUCUCUCUGCCGUGCUUCUGACAGUCCCUCUCAUCCACUUCCCUGCCAGGAAAGCUUUAAUGAUGAUACUUUUCUCCAAUUUUCCAUUCUCGUGGAUUCGCCAUUCCUUGGUCACGCUAGCACUCAAUAUAAUCAUCGUUUUACUUGCAAUAUAUGUUCCUGACAUUAGAAAUGUAUUUGGUGUGGUGGGAGCCAGCACAUCGACCUGCUUGAUUUUUGUCUUCCCUGGACUGUUUUAUCUUAAGCUCAGCAGAGAAGAUUUUUUCUCAUGGAAAAAGCUGGGGGCUUGUGCUUUGCUCAUCGUUGGAAUUUUGAUUGGAACGUUUAGUUUAGCGCUCAUCAUUUUUAACUGGACUAAUAAAUGAAAGAAGUAUUUUUCCAUGUUUUAUGAUGAGUAAGUGGCCAUUAACUUCAAGAAGAAUGAUUCUGGAAGAUGUUUGGAAGGAAUCCUCUUUAUAUGGUCUAACGUUUCUAUAAGAAAUUAACAGAAAAGCAGAACAAACUAGUAUGGAAUAGGGGAAGUGGGAAUAUAGCUGUUCUUGUUUUGUUUGUGCUAAGAUAACAAAACACUUGCCAUUUCAAUAUUCAUCUAAGAAGCAACCUCAGUGUGCUCUGAAAUAUAUUGCGACAAUCUUAUGUUUGCCUGUUCGUUUUGAUUUAAUUUGCUUUUUUUAUUGUUUUAGCAUGUGGUGUGUUUGUUUUCUGUUUUAGGGAAUUCCGUGUAUUAAAUACAUAUAGAAAAUUGCCUCUUA
This is a messenger RNA of Echinops telfairi (small Madagascar hedgehog), 1821 nucleotides long. RefSeq names its product solute carrier family 38 member 6 (gene SLC38A6). The coding region runs from base 64 to 1434 and encodes 456 amino acids. The record is from RefSeq and is a predicted model, not a curated record. The transcript has 16 exons. Lineage: Eukaryota; Metazoa; Chordata; Mammalia; Afrosoricida; Tenrecidae. Gene Ontology annotation, biological process: L-glutamine transport; amino acid transmembrane transport. Gene Ontology annotation, molecular function: L-glutamine transmembrane transporter activity.